CGCCACGCGCAGCGGCCGGCCAGUGAGGGCGAGCGGGAGCGCGUGUGCGCCUGCGUGGGCAGCACUGCGAUGCUGGCCGCGGCCGCGGCGCGCGUCACUCGUGCUCGGACAUGCUGCCGCGCUGGAGCCUGCUGCUGCUGUGCGCCGCCGCCGCCGUCGUGCGAGGCACCAUUUUAAACGACUUUGUCCGCCACUACGAGCCGUUGCGGUAUGACGCCGUGGCUCUGCAGCAGGAGCAUCGGCGCGUCCGCCGUCAGGCCGACCCCCGCCGGCACGUGCAGCUGCGGUUCCACGCCAGCGACAGGGAGUUCCGUCUCCGCCUCCGGCCGGACCGGGCCGUCUUCGCGCCGGACGUCGUGUUCGAGAGCAGCUCGGGGCCGGUUGCCUUCGACACCAGCUCCGUCUACACCGGCUCGCUGGAGGACGACGAGGACGCCGUGGUGCAGGGCGUCAUCGGCUCCGACGGCCUGUUCGACGGCAGCGUGGUGACCGCCUCCGAGCACUUUUACAUCGAACCCUCAAGCCGAUACUUCCAGCAAGCGCAGGACUUCCACUCGCUCAUCUACCGCCUCUCUGACGUUACCCACCCGCGCCAGCCAGCCGGCGGCUGCGCGUCGCAGCGCCUCGCCGAGCGCAACAGGACCGCCGGUGACGUCACUCGGACGUCACCGGACGGCGACGUUGACGAGUGGCUGGGACACGCGCAGCUGUACGAGAACUUGGCGGCACCCGUGACCGCGGGGAACACCGCAAACGGGACGAGGAGUGGCUCGCGACGGCGGCGCGCCGUAAUCAACAACAAGAAGACGACGUGCACCAUGUACCUGCAGGCCGACCACCUGUUCUACGAGCAGUUCGGCAGUGAAGAGGCCUGCAUCGACGCCAUGAUUCGCCACGUGCAGCAGGCUAACGAGAUUUACAAGACAGUCGACUUCGACCAGGAUGGCAUACAGGACAACAUCGGGUUCAUGAUAAAGCGGAUCCGAGUGCACAAGCCCACAGCUGUCAACGACGUCGGCUACCGGUUCCCCGGCAACUACGGCGUGGAGAAGUACCUGGAGCUGUUCUCAGAGGAAAACUACGACUCGUUUUGUCUAGCUUACAUGUUUACGUACCGCGACUUCGAGGGUGGCACGUUAGGUCUGGCUUGGACUGGGGACCUGAACCAGGCGGGAGGAGUCUGCGAAAAAAAUGGGCAUUACCGAGGCAGCAAGAAGAGUCUGAACUCAGGCAUCAUCAGCAUACUAAAUUACGGCAAACGGGUGCCUCCAGCCGUGAGCCACGUGACCUUUGCCCAUGAAGUGGGACACAACUUCGGCUCUCAGCAUGAUCCCGACAAGAACAAGGAGUGUACCCCUGGCGGAGAGAACGGCAACUACAUCAUGUUCGCGCGAGCCACGUCGGGCGACAAGAGGAACAACGACCGUUUUUCGCCGUGCAGCCUGCGGUCCAUUGAGCCUGUGCUGCGCGUGAAGGCGCGCUCCAAAAAAGGCUGCUUUGUCGAGCCGCAGGCAGCCAUCUGCGGAAACGGCGUGGUGGAGGAUGGCGAGGAGUGCGACUGCGGCUGGGAGGAGGACUGCAUCGAGGCCUGCUGUAACCCGAUGCGCGCCGCGCCGCCCCCGGGCCAGCCGCCGUGCCGGCUGCGGCCCGGUGCGCAAUGCAGCCCCAGCCAGGGCCCGUGCUGCAACUCCACCUGCGAGCUCGGGUACGGGCAGCAGUGCCGCAACGACAACGGCUGCCGCGCCACCAGCCGCUGUAACGGCCGCUCGCCACACUGUCCGCCCUCCAUCCGCAAGCCCGACCGCACUGUCUGCAACGAGUACAACGUCUGCUAUCAGGGGGAGUGUUCGGGUUCGAUCUGCCUGGCGUACGGGCUGGAGUCAUGCCAAUGUGAUCCGGUCGACGGCGGCAACGCUACCAGGUCCUGCGAGCUGUGCUGCAAGCGCCCCGGCGCCGACCAGCCGUGCCGCUCGUCGUUCGAGUGGAACGAGUCGCCGUUCGAGAUCCCGGCCCGGUACAGCCGGCCCGGCACGCCCUGUAACCAGUACGCCGGCUACUGCGACGUCUUCCAGCAGUGCCGAGAGGUGGAUCCCAUCGGUCCGUUGGCCACGCUCAAGGACCUCCUUUUGUCCGACCAGAGCCUGUCGGUCGUGAAGGAGUUCAUGGACCAGUAUUGGUACAUGAUCGUCCUCGGAUUGGUCAUCAUUAUUCUGUCGUUGAUCGCCGUCAUCCGCAUCUUCGGCAAGUCGCCGCCGCAGCGAUCGCGGCGGCGCCACCGGCACCGCGCCGACGGCGCUACUUCCGCCAAGAAGCGGCCGCAGGACGACGUGGAGAGCCCGCCGCUGCCGGACGUCACUGCCGACACGGAGACGGCGUCGGCCGCGCCCGUCGUCACCGAGCACGCGACCGCCGAGCGCGGCCGGCUGCCGCUGCGCCAGCGCGUCGACGAGGUGAAGCGCGCUGCGGCCAAGGCGCGCCGCGCCGCCAGCCAUAUGGCGCUCUCGUCGCGCGCCAGCGUGGCCAGCGGCGUGGCGCGCGUCAUCGAGACGCAGCGCGGCAAGCGCGAGCGCAGCCGCACCGCCGGGCCGCACGGCCACAAACGCCGCCGAAAGGAGCACAAGUCGCGUUCGCGGCGUCGGCCGCACGAAACGGCCGCCGGCAAGGAGGGCGUCAAGGUCAUCAGCUACUCCAACAUUCCGGCGGAGGUGACGGCCGGCGACACGAAGACGGAGCCGAAGCUGACCAGCGCUGGUGCUGCCGCCGCCGCCAAGGGCGCCGAGGCCACGGCCGACGCAGACAAGCGGAAGUCGCUGCCGGCCGUGCUGCGCGAGCACAAGAAGACGCGCUCGCGCUCCAUCAGUCCCACCAAGCGGCCGGCAAAGGACGCCAAGCCGACCGGCAAGGCAGGCGACGACAAAAAGAAACGCUUCGGCUUGCCCGUCUCGCCAGAGAACGUCAUCUCCGAAUGGCUAGGCCGCAACGCCACGAAGGACGGCCAGCACCGCAAACACGGCGAGCGAGCGCGUAAGAAGCCGAUCGUGCCGACGGCACCCAUGCACCCCAACGACCAGGUGCUGCAGUGGCUGCAAAAGUCGUCGCAUGAGCCGAGCGGCGCCGACGCCACCGACGGCAUGGCGUCACCACGGGCGGCGCGGCGCGUAUCGCAGUCGUCGUCGCAGACGAGCGGCAGCCUGCCACGGCGCACGGCCGCCUACAGUCGCGUGACGUCACGCGACUCGUCGCUGGGUAGCAGCCGGAAGCACACCGAGCUGACGCGUCUGAGCGGCCAGUCGGCGCCCAGUCGGAGCCGCUCGUCGCCCGGCCGUUCGCCGUCCGAGGAGCGACUUUCGUUCGGCGCCGCGCCCGACGAACCGGUGUACGACCUUCCGCGCGGCGCCACGCCCGAGCGGCAGCUGUCGGAGCGCAUCUACGACCUGCCCCGCCGGCCGCGCCCCGGCUGCACUCUGUGA
Molecule: messenger RNA, 3470 nt
Organism: Pollicipes pollicipes
Lineage: Eukaryota; Metazoa; Arthropoda; Thecostraca; Pollicipedomorpha; Pollicipedidae
Product: disintegrin and metalloproteinase domain-containing protein 10
Exons: 17
Coding region: 111-3470 (1119 amino acids)
Biological process (GO): membrane protein ectodomain proteolysis; Notch signaling pathway
Cellular component (GO): plasma membrane
Molecular function (GO): metalloendopeptidase activity
Source: RefSeq, a predicted model, not a curated record